GGAGUGUUAUCUGAUUUUCCUAAGUCCUAACCUAACAAACAAUCAAAAUUCCAAUGUAUAGCGCGUGGGUAAAAUGAUCCGUAGUAUUCUGGAAGCAGAAUCAAUUAUCAACGCACAAGUGGCACAACGCAUCCGUGGAGUCAAACUCUUCCGUCGCCAACCCGCUCUCUCCCACCUUAUUUCCGACUCCGGUGCUCAUCGACGGGAAACAGAACCUUCCUGAUCUACGAUACAUCGCCGACGAAGGUGGCAGUGGCGGGUGGGAUUUUUCCUGAAGAGAAGAAAAAGAUGCUUGAAAUUCCUUCCACGGGUUCGACAGUCACCGCCAGCAUUGUUACUGUUAAGCGAUAUGCACCUCCCAACCAGCGGAAUCGCUCUAUUGGAAGGCGCAAAUCUGGUGUAGAUCGACUUGAAAGAGCAAAUAGUUAUGCUAGUGAUGGAGAGAAGAACCAAAACAGCAUACUAAGAACCAUGCCCAGUAUAGAUCAUCAUGGGGAUACAGGUGGCAACUACCACACUAAUGAAGACCGUCGUUCCGGUGGAGCAGCCUUAAAUUUGAUAUCAUUAAAUGGGUGUUGCAACAGUGAAGUCGUUCAGUUAUUGAAUGAUCGCUGGGUGGCUGCCAUGAGUUUGUAUAAUAGCUUACCUGAAGGUUCACCUGAAAAGCCAGUCUUGUACACCAGAAAAAACACAUCACCUUGGAGGCUUCCCCAUCAGAUGCAUGCUGCAGGCUUCGGGUCUUCUGCUGGGCUGCAAAGAGAUUUCUUAAGCGAACUUUGGCAGGCUAUGCCGAAGCAGAAUCCCACUAAGUAAACAAGGCUUGGAACCUGAAAUUGUCAGCAUCUUAACCCUUCAUAAUGUGCAAUUAGAUGUUUAUUGUAAAUUACAAAUUCCUUAUUACUUCUGCUAUUUUUAAUGUAUUGGGGAAAGCGGAGCUUCCUACCAUUCCUACCAUUCAUAACUCAAUGACUGCCUCUUAAUAAAACUUAAAGGCAGUGAGUGCAGUAGGAAAUAAGGAGAGUUACUCCUCCGAUCUUAAUAGAGUGUGCAAGGGUGUUUGAAGUUCUAAAAUGAUUCCUUAUGAAACCAUCUUAAACUGACUUUGCCGUGCCUUUGAAGGACAGUUAGGUAAAAUACUUCAUACUCUAGGAAGCUAUGGAACUAGUAACAUGGAAUGUCUGUGUUCGCUUUUACUUUUGAAAAGUCAUUCAUUUUAUGAACUAACCACCAUCAUUAAAGAUGGGUGAGGAAUUACUAUCUUUUGUGGUUAUAAUGUGGUUUAUGUGCUAAUUGUUGUACUAUCUCCAUCCAGUUGGAAGGUUCCCAUAGCAAAACGGCGU
This is a messenger RNA of Cuscuta europaea, 1340 nucleotides long. The record is from the annotation of a GenBank genome assembly. NCBI's taxonomy places the organism in Eukaryota, Viridiplantae, Streptophyta, Magnoliopsida, Solanales, Convolvulaceae.